Messenger RNA from Tricharina praecox, 525 nucleotides. Its product is annotated as histone H2A. Gene Ontology annotation, cellular component: nucleosome. Lineage: Eukaryota; Fungi; Ascomycota; Pezizomycetes; Pezizales; Pyronemataceae. Gene Ontology annotation, molecular function: structural constituent of chromatin; protein heterodimerization activity; DNA binding. The coding region runs from base 1 to 525 and encodes 174 amino acids. The transcript is spliced from 4 exons. The record is from RefSeq and is a predicted model, not a curated record.
AUGUCAGGUGGAAAGGGAAAGUCUCAUGGUGGCAAGGCUGGCCACAAGGCUGGGACCGAGGGCCGGACGCAAGUCUCUCACUCGGCUAAGGCGGGGUUGCAGGCCGCAAAUGACCUCGAGUUCUGUGGCGCGACCUCGUUUGUGGCGGCGUUCGGCCCUGCGCUCGACUGCAACUGCAACUGCAAAUGCGCACUGGCCUCGAUCUUCCCUUGCGGUCGUGUGAAGCGUUUCCUCAAGAACAACACCCAGAACAAGAUGCGCGUCGGCGCGAAGGCUGCCGUCUACGUUACUGCGGUCCUCGAAUACCUCACGGCCGAAGUCCUCGAACUCGCCGGAAACGCCGCCAAAGACCUGAAGGUCAAGCGUAUCACCCCACGUCACUUGCAGCUCGCCAUCCGCGGUGACGAAGAACUCGACACACUGAUUCGCGCUACCAUUGCGUUUGGCGGUGUCCUUCCGCACAUCAAUCGCGCUCUGCUCCUCAAGGUCGAGCAGAAGAAGAAGAGCAAUACGAAUAAGGCAUGA